Molecule: messenger RNA, 601 nt
Organism: Pelodiscus sinensis (Chinese soft-shelled turtle)
Lineage: Eukaryota; Metazoa; Chordata; Testudines; Trionychidae
Source: RefSeq, a predicted model, not a curated record
GAACAGGGGUGGUCAACCUGUGGCUCUUUGCUCCAAAAAAAUGCGGCUCUUAAGGUUACGGCAUGCCCGGACUGCUCAUGGCCACUCUGUGCACGCACCCCAGCACCUGGAGGGAAAAGCGCAUGGAUGCAGCAGCUCUGACAUGGUGAUACUUCGCUGGCUGCCCGGAUGCCUCCGUCCCUUCCUUGCCUCUCUGCUAGUCCGACUCACCGUUCCAGUGGCAUCCUCCGAUGUCCGCUCCUGUCCGUGUACUCAGGGGUGUUGCCCUCCCGACUGGUACCAGUACCGUGAUUCCUGCUACUACCCGGUGAUGACCACCAAAACCUGGGAGAAAGCCGAGACAGAGUGCAAGGAUCUGGUGGAGGGUGCCCACCUGGCAUCCGUGCACAGCGCAGAGGAGAACAACUUCAUCUACUACCUGAUGGGCACCCCCAACAAUGACAAGAAAAAGGAAGGCUAUUGGCUCCCCUCUGCCACUGCUCUCCCACCAGAUCUCAUGUCCCACCUCCAGCCCUUGGUUCAGCUCCGUGGCACUUCCCUGUCAACUGCCUUUUUGAAGCAUGGACCCAGCAGCCUGAGGAACUGGCACCAGUCUGUGUGA